AGGGAAAGUUUACCAUUUUAAAAAAUGAAAUCUUAGCACAUUAAAUUAUUUAUUUAAACUAAUAACCAUGUCUGAUGUGCAUGAAUUAACAUUAAGAGAGUAUUACGAAAGCUUUGGCAAGUCUCUAAAUAAAGGAACCAACAAGGAAAACGUGAUCAUUGAGCAUGUAGAGUCUGAGGUAAUAUAUCUAGGAGAGGAAUAUGAAGUGAUUGAAAUCCUUGAAUCCGACAGUGAUUUUGAUUAUACACCAGAAAUAAUUCAUGAAAGUCCAAAAAAGCCUGAUCAGAGCUUAAAAGUUGAGCAUCCAAAGCUAGAUCCGUUAAUGCUCGGAAAGACAAAAUCAUUAAAAGCAUUUCGUCGCAAUGAAGAUGAAUGCAUAACGAAACGCAUUACUCGCAGUUCCAACAAGCUAUAG
Chironomus riparius is the source of this 415-nucleotide messenger RNA. NCBI's taxonomy places the organism in Eukaryota, Metazoa, Arthropoda, Insecta, Diptera, Chironomidae. The record is from the annotation of a GenBank genome assembly.